This is a messenger RNA of Rhizophagus irregularis DAOM 181602=DAOM 197198, 337 nucleotides long. The record is from RefSeq and is a predicted model, not a curated record. NCBI's taxonomy places the organism in Eukaryota, Fungi, Glomeromycota, Glomeromycetes, Glomerales, Glomeraceae.
GUUUGGUAGUUGGUACAUACUCGUACAUACCCUGAAUUUUAUUAGAAUCAUUAAAAGAUAAUAAAAAGAGUUUUGAAAUUGUAGAUUCAAGAAGACAUGCACAUACAGAUUAAAUAUGUUCAAUAAAAUAUUAAGUUCAAUCCAUAAUGAAUGGAAAAAAGAAAUAGUCUAUACUAUAAUAAGAUCUUGUUUUAUACUAAUGUUAUACACUAACGCUAUACAUGUACGUUAUACACGAACGCUAUACAUGAACGCUAUACAUGAACGUUAUACACGAACGUUAUGCACGAACGUUAUACAUGAACGUUAUACAUGAACGUUAUACAUAAAAGUUAUA